Messenger RNA from Amyelois transitella, 941 nucleotides. RefSeq names its product lachesin-like. The transcript has 6 exons. The record is from RefSeq and is a predicted model, not a curated record. Lineage: Eukaryota; Metazoa; Arthropoda; Insecta; Lepidoptera; Pyralidae. Gene Ontology annotation, cellular component: neuron projection membrane. Gene Ontology annotation, biological process: synapse organization. The coding region runs from base 27 to 941 and encodes 304 amino acids.
GGCUCCUACGUCAAGGGGCUGAUAAGAUGACUCCUGCUGGCAUGUUGAUCUUCUGUUCUGUGCUGACGAGAACGUUAUGUGUCAUAGCUCCGCAAAUACCAGACUUCAAAACCGGUGACAAGAAGAUUGUCAACGGGCCGUUCUGGCACGAAGUGUUCACGGAAAGUUACGAGGACACAGACGAAGACGCUUCCACCACCACCACGGAACCCCUGCCGUUCUUCGAAGACGAUAUCGCCAGUAGCAACGUGACUGCGCAACUGGGCAGUCGUGUGCAUUUGCACUGCAGAGUUCACGAUCUGGGGGAGAAAACGAUAUCCUGGGUCCGUCGACGUGGCGAAGAACUGCACCUCCUGUCUUUCGGCCGCCACACGUACUCAGCUGAUUCAAGAUACUCCCUAGCAUUCGAACAGCCGAAUGAUUGGCGCCUGCUCAUACAGUACGUGAGUGAAAGAGACGAGGGAUUCUACGAAUGUCAGAUAUCCACGCACCCCCCUUUGGUUAGGAGGGUUCAUCUGGCUGUUGUUGUGCCAAAAGUGGAGAUAGUUGACGAACGCGGCCGUCCACUCCAGGACAAGUUCUACAAAGAAGGUUCCAUCAUUGAGCUUCGGUGCGUCGUGAGCGAAGUGCCACAGCCGACGCGUCAGGUCAACUGGAAACAUGGAGCUAGACUGCUUAACUAUGACACGAAGAGAGGGGGAGUUAGCGUCAAGACAGAAGCCUCAGCAAACGGCGCCCUCUCUCGGCUGUACAUAGCAAACGCGAACAGAAACGAUUCGGGUAACUACACAUGUUCGCUGGCAGAUGUCGCUGCUUCCGCGGUGUCAGUUCACGUAUUGAGAGGUGAAAAUCCUCUUGCAAUGCAGCGCGGCGGAGCGUCAACACUUUCUUCAAUAUUUUCGUAUCCGGUCCUGACCCUGUUCAUGGCAGUGGUCAGCUGA